GGAUGUAUAUAUGUUCAGCGCAGCCCGCUCAGGGUUUACUUUAAAACGGGACUCCAAUAACUUAACUUUCGGCUUUUUCUAUUAAAGGACCAUUUUUGGUAUUUCAUGUGAACAGUGUUACAUUUAUUUCAAACACCGUCUCAGGUUUUUGAGGGUGGUUUUAUCUGGCAGUGAAGGGAAGAAGCAGAGUUUCUUCAAGAGUUUCUCUCAACUUUAAAUCCCGGUCUGUAAGCCAUGGCGUGCGAAGUAAACGGUAUGUCGGAUGCGAGGAUAGGAGAAGCCCUGAUCAAAGAGGUCAUAGAGGAGGAGCUGAAGGACGUGCCCUCAGAGGAGGUCCCGCCCUUCAGUCCGCUCGCUGCCAGAGUAGAGAGUGAGCAGGAGCAGAAGCUGGUGACUCAGCUGGCCAAAAUGGUGUGCAUCAUCGGGGAUCGUGUCGCAGGCGACCAGGAGCUCCGAGAUGUGAUAGAUGGGAUCGCUGUUUCCUCCGGCUCUAAGCGAGACAACUUUAAAAAGGUGGCAGACAAAGUGUUUGAGCAUGGGAUCACCUGGGAGAGGAUCGCUGUGCUCUUCUACGUCGCCGGCAAGCUGGCUGUGAAGAUGGUGGAGGCUCAUCUCCCCGAGUCAGUGAAUAAGAUCCUGAGAUGGACUGUGGAUUUCUUCAAAAACAAUCUACUAGCCUGGAUUCGGGAUCAAGGAGGAUGGAUCUACAGCUUCCCUGAGCUGGCCCAGUCGUCCAUGCAGAGCGUGUCCACGAUGAGCGCUCACAGCUACGGCCUCGUCCUCAUCUUCGUCGCCGGCCUGGCUGUAGGAAGCAUCAUCACCUGGAGACUAAGCAGAAACUGAGGCACACACACACACACACACACACACACACACACACACACACACACACACACACACACACACACACACACACA
Trematomus bernacchii (emerald rockcod) is the source of this 917-nucleotide messenger RNA. RefSeq names its product apoptosis regulator BAX-like. The coding region runs from base 235 to 843 and encodes 202 amino acids. The record is from RefSeq and is a predicted model, not a curated record. Gene Ontology annotation, biological process: positive regulation of apoptotic process; mitochondrial fusion; extrinsic apoptotic signaling pathway in absence of ligand. Gene Ontology annotation, molecular function: channel activity; protein heterodimerization activity; protein homodimerization activity. Gene Ontology annotation, cellular component: mitochondrial outer membrane. The transcript is spliced from 6 exons. NCBI's taxonomy places the organism in Eukaryota, Metazoa, Chordata, Actinopteri, Perciformes, Nototheniidae.